Messenger RNA from Nematocida minor, 927 nucleotides. RefSeq lists its product as uncharacterized. The record is from RefSeq and is a predicted model, not a curated record. The transcript has a single exon. Gene Ontology annotation, biological process: mRNA splicing, via spliceosome. Gene Ontology annotation, molecular function: RNA binding. Lineage: Eukaryota; Fungi; Microsporidia. Bases 1 to 927 code for a protein of 308 amino acids. Gene Ontology annotation, cellular component: spliceosomal complex.
AUGAAAAAAGAACUUUCGCCUCUUGGGGAAAUGUAUGAAGGCAUAGCCCAGGAAAUAGCUGUGUACUGCCAGGCUGCUAGGCAGCAGCAGUCGGUGCGCCCGCUGCCAGAGCAAGAAUAUCUGGAGAAAGUAAAACAGAUGGCUGUACACCACAUAAAACACAUGCUCUUUAAAAUAAAAACAGGAUGCACACAGGAGAAGAAAAAGAGGCAGAGCGAACAUUUGAUGCUGUAUAGCACAGGAUGCAAGAUGUACGAUAUAUUUAAGUGGCUCAGGCCAAGACACACCUACCUUCAGUUUCUGCGCGGGCUAAAAAAGAACAAAAGAGAGAUAUUCACAGCAGACUAUGAAGAGAUAGAGGUGAAGAGAAAAGUCUCAAAAUAUUUCAGAGAAUUUACGCCCUAUGUACCACCACAUAAAAUAGUAAAUAAACAUAGGUACACAGAGCUGGAGAGUAGGUCAUACUGCAUACCGUGCAGAAGAGUGAUAGCUAACAAGAUGGCAGCACGGCACAACAGCUCAAAGGCGCACGAGAAAGAUAAGCCAGUGUAUCUGCGAAUAACAGAGGCACAGGCGCAUCAAAUAGACCAGGAGUUCAUAAGCCACAUAAAAAGAAAUAAACUGCAUCUGAAUAACCUGAUACAGAGACAGCUGAAAGUCAAGCCAAAGAACAUCACACUGAGCGUAUACCCGCACCAGAAGAUCACAUGGAAAGAGAAGACAGGCAGAGUAGAUAUAAAGUACGAGUGCAGAGUCUGCGACAGAACAUAUACGAAUGAAACACUGUUCAUGAGCCACUUCGCACAGCGAGAGCACAAGGGAAAGCUUAGAUCGCUAGGAAUAAAAAACAGCAGUGAUUACAUUGGCCUCACAACAAAAGAAGACGUACAGAAAAGAAAGAACCUGUACUUCGAUAGAGCCGAGUAG